Messenger RNA from Lotus japonicus, 2771 nucleotides. RefSeq names its product kinesin-like protein KIN-10C. Bases 176 to 2578 code for a protein of 800 amino acids. NCBI's taxonomy places the organism in Eukaryota, Viridiplantae, Streptophyta, Magnoliopsida, Fabales, Fabaceae. The transcript is spliced from 16 exons. The record is from RefSeq and is a predicted model, not a curated record. Gene Ontology annotation, molecular function: ATP binding; microtubule motor activity; microtubule binding. Gene Ontology annotation, biological process: microtubule-based movement; mitotic spindle organization.
AGCGGAAAGGUUUUGAAAUAUCGCGUCGUGUUCUAACGGCUAGGAGAUAUUCAUCAUCUGGCCAUUCUGCUUUUCCUUUUUCUUCUUCACUUCACUUCUCUCUCUUGAUUCUUCUUCGCCUUCGUCGUUCUCUCGUAUUUCGAAUUUCCAGAUCGAAACUGAAGGCUUCACCUCAAUGGCUUCGACCCAAUUCGAUCAUCGGAAGGUUCGUGUCGUCGCCAAAAUUCGGGGUUUUUCGAGUCCUGAUGCGAAUUCCGGAGCAGUGGAUUGGGUAUCCGUGAACCGGGAAUCGUCGGAGGAUGUCACCAUCUCCUUCGGAAAACAGUCUUCUAGUCGAUAUUCGGUGGAUUAUUGCUAUAAGGAACAUGAAGAUAAUGAAAUGAUAUAUACAAGGGAGGUGAAGCCUCUUGUUUCAGCAGUUUUUGAAGGUCAUAGCAGUACUGUUAUUGCUCAUGGAGCUAGAGGGAGUGGAAAGACCCACCUAAUUCAGGGCUCUACUGAAACUCCGGGUCUGGCUGUGUUGGCUAUGGUUGAGUUUCUUUCAAUCGCUGAGAAAAAUGGGAAAUCUAUAGCUGUUUCUUUCUAUGAGGUUGAUCAUCAGGAUCAUGCUAUUGAUUUAAUAAACCCAGAACAACCACCAAUUUCGAUAUUUGAAGGUCGUGGAAGAAUUCAGUUUAAAGGACUUACUCAGAAUCCUGUAAAAUCAAUUGCAGAGUUUCAGAAUUUGUAUUGCACUGUAUGCUCUGCACUGAAGGCUGCCCCCAAGAAAGGGUAUGAGUAUGCUCGUAGAAGCCACAUGGGAUUAAUUGUGUAUGUCUUUUCCCAGAAUGAAAGCAUAGAAGGUCUUGUGAGCAAAAUGAAUUUUGUGGAUAUGGCAGGUUAUGAAGAUGCUAGAAAGAAAAGUAGUGACAUCUCUGGGUUGGCUGAGACUAACAAUAUUAACAAGUCAAUUUAUGCUGUUAUGAAUGUUUGUCAUGCUUUGAGCACAAAUGAAAGUCGUGUUCCCUAUCGAGAAAGCAAACUGACACGCAUGUUGCAGGAUUGUUUGAGGGGGACGGGCAAAAUUCUGUUGGUUUCCUGCUUGAGCCCAUCAUUCUGCCAAGACUCUAUUUACAUGAUAAGCUUAGCAUCACGGUCAUGUCAAUGGAUCCAACAGACACCCUUAGGUUCCACAAUGAAAACUGAAACUUCAACAAAGCAAGUGGUGACUACUCAUAAGAACCAGACACCCUUAGGUUCCACAAUGAAAACUGGAACUUCAGCAAAGGAAGUGGUGACUACUCAUAAGAACCCGACACCCUUAGGUUCCACAAUGAAAACUGGAACUUCAGCAAAGGAAGUGGUGACUACUCAUAAGAACCCGACACCCUUAGGUUCCACAAUGAAAACUGGAACUUCAGCAAAGGAAGUGGUGACUACUCAUAAAAACCAGACACCCUUAGGUCCCACAAUGAAAACUGGAGCUUCAGCAAAGCAAGUGGUGACUUCUCAAAAGAACCAAACACCCUUAGGUUCCACAAUGAAAACUGGAACUUCAGCAAAGCAAGUGGUGACUUCUCGUAAGAACCAGAUGCUCAAAAGUGUUUCUGCAACAAAAACUGGAAGUUCCGCAAAACAAAUGGUGACUUCUCAUAAGAACCAGCUAGCCAAAAGUGUUUCUGCAACAGCAAAGAAAAUUUCCAGAUCUCAAAUAAAUGAAAAGAAAGCUACUGUUGGUUUGAAGUCUGCAGUGAAAGGAAGGAAAUUGUUUGAUGAAAUCAGUCAUUCUUCUACUAAAGUUGAGAAGGAAGUUUCCACUGCCCAUGUUACCAAAGCACCAGAGCUUUUAUUGGAGAAUUCAUUAUUAGAAGCUGGAGAUCCAGUCGAACUCAGCUCUGUUGUGGAGUUUGACAAAUGUGUUAUGCAGGAUAACUCAUUUUCAGAUGAUAGUAAUAAUGAUAACUCAUGUUUGAACGCAAGCAGUGAAGUGGAAUCUGAUUCCCCAGUGGAAAAUGAAAUGGAUCAUCAAGAGACACAUACCUCUGAUGCUGGAACUUACUCUAAAGCAUUGUCAAUAGUUCAGGAAGGUGAUAACAUAAACAAGGAGAACAGAAGCCUAGUGGCAAAUGGAGACAGUUCACCACCCAUUAGUUCUCAACUGCGAGAACUUUCCAACAGUCUCAAAAUGCUUUAUACGUCAACUCCGUUGUGCACACAGAUACUGGAGAAGGAAUGUAUUUCAGUUGAAGAUCAGAUGUCUGCUGAUAUUCAAGAACCAAAAACUCCUGUAAUUGAACAGAAUAUGAGCUUUAAUUAUAAUGUGAUGAAUUCCAAAAGUCCUUGGGAAACAUUCAGCAUGCGUGGUUCUGGAAUGAAGAACUCUCUUGUCCAGGAAUACCUUAGGUUUUUGAACACAGCUGAGAAGGAAGACUUGAAAAAACUGAAGGGAAUUGGAGAGAAGAGAGCAACCUUCAUACUUGAGCUGCGAGAAGACUCUCCAGAACCAUUUAAGAGUCUUGAUGAUUUAAAGGAUAUUGGACUUUCAGCUAAGCAGAUUAAGGGAAUAAUGAAGAAGGAAGUUGGAGAGCUUUUCAACUAGUUCUGAAGGCAUUGGUGAAUGGCUUUAUAUUCACUAAGUUUUAUGUAGGCAACCUGAAGUUGCCCUUUCAUUUAUGAGACAUUGAGUUGGAGGGCAUGUUAAAAACAUUAUUUGGCGUCUUCUAAUGAGCGCCAUGGUUUAAUAUAUAUUGUGAAAAGAUGAUAUCGAAAUCAAGUAAUAUUAUUUAAGUCAA